Eucalyptus grandis is the source of this 732-nucleotide messenger RNA. Its product is annotated as transcriptional regulator SUPERMAN-like. The transcript has a single exon. The record is from RefSeq and is a predicted model, not a curated record. Lineage: Eukaryota; Viridiplantae; Streptophyta; Magnoliopsida; Myrtales; Myrtaceae. The coding region runs from base 1 to 732 and encodes 243 amino acids.
AUGGAGAAGAAGAGUAGUUUGAGCAACAGCUUGAAGGACCACUGCACUAGAGACUCCUCCACCACUACCACCCACCACCGCCACCACCACCACCACCACCACAACCACCACCAUCAGAGGCUGAACAUGAUAAAGGUGGGCUCUUCUCUGAUCGGCAACUACCCAAGCCACGCUGAAGAUUACCUGAGCGGACUCUCUUGGCCUCCGAGGUCUUACUCGUGCAGCUUCUGCAAGAGGGAGUUCGGAUCGGCCCAAGCCCUUGGCGGCCAUAUGAAUGUCCACCGACGGGACCGUGCGAGGCUGCGGCAGUCGAGCCCCCCCGCACUGCCAGCCAUGGCCGAGAAAACCGAUUGUAGCGGCGGCCAGUACCCACUUCUCGGCCUUAACCUCAACCAUAACCCUAAACCUAACUCCAACAACCCUAACCCUAAUUUCUCCUCUUCCCCUUUGUCCUUGCCUCCCCAUUUUGCUCGAGCGUUGCCAACCUCGAUUCGUCCUCCUCCUCCUGCCUUUUCUUCGACGCUGCCAUCGAUGAAUUUCCCUCCGGCCAGUGAAAUGGGACGGGCCCGCAAGUGUCUUGCUACUAGGGUUGGCGAAGCAGAUUGCGGUUGGACUACUCAAGGAAUUGCCAAGGAUACUAAGGCUGUUCGGCUGGGGAUGCAGGUGGAUCUUCUCGACAAUUUUAAAGAAGAUGAGGUCGAUUUGGAACUUCGCUUGGGGUACUCCAAUUAA